Molecule: messenger RNA, 2112 nt
Organism: Penicillium antarcticum
Lineage: Eukaryota; Fungi; Ascomycota; Eurotiomycetes; Eurotiales; Aspergillaceae
Product: ASCC2 family CUE domain-containing protein
Exons: 1
Coding region: 1-2112 (703 amino acids)
Molecular function (GO): ubiquitin binding
Source: RefSeq, a predicted model, not a curated record
AUGGCGGAAUUUCCGCCGCUGGCCCCAGUGCCCUCCCCCGCAGUGCGGAGGACAAUCCCCUCGAACGACUGGGAAGCUUGUCUAGAUGCAUGGAUGACCUUGCUGGGCAUACGCCUCAAUGCCUCUGACCAGAAAUUCCGAGAUUUGGCCGCCCAAGAUGAAUCUGCGCCCCCAUUCCUGGGAUCUUACUAUCAGUCCGUCGCAGCGGGGGACAUUAGUCUACAGAGUGGACCUAAAGCUCGACAGCUUCGGAAGCUUUGCUUUUUAGCAACAAGGCGGUACCUACUUGGUCUAUCAAAUCCACCGGAUGGACUACUGGAUUGGAGACUCCUCAGUGAUCUAUGUUGCUGCUACCCUUCCAGCACUGUUCUCAAGACGUCACUAUCAAAUGCCUGGGUUCUGCAUCAUGACAAGAUCACUUCCAGCAUUGAGAAGGCAAAGGCAAUUGUUAUCAAGAACAUUUCCUCCCCAAACUCGUUCUUAAACCCUGAAGUCAUCUCAGACAUUCGCCGCCUAACUAUCCUUACCUCCGUGCUCCCAGCUUCUGGUCAGGUGCUCAUGGCGGGCUCUGAUUUCCUGGAUACAGUUUCAGAAGCUUACCAGGCGAAGAGUGCCAGGGAAGAAUUUCGAAAGAUUCUAGUUGCGAACGUCUACGUUGGAUUGUGCUCCUUUUUAAAGGAACAAUCUGCCAACAUGUCAUUGCUAUUAGAUCAGCUGUUCGGUCUCAAAGCCGCUGCCCGAGUGGGAACACCGAAGAUGAAAAAGGAGGCGACACUGCUAUCAGACCUUGUAUGCAGCUCGGACUUGCUUCUUCGACUAGAGAAGUAUCUUACCAAUCACCCCCAGAAACGGGGAGAAGAUCUUCUCUCCAGCUUGCGCGCCUACCAAGUGGAAUCUAAAUCCCUUCACCAUCGAUACCAAAGAAAGAAAAAGCUGGACAAAGGCAAAAAUGCAUCUUCAGGAGUGCUCAUCCCAGAGGAGCUUCACGCACACAAAAUGUCGCUUGUCACCCAAGUACAAGACCUCUUCCCCGAUCUUGGCUCUGCAUUUGUUGUACGGCUAUUGGAUUUUUAUAACGACAACCCUGAAACAAUCGUUGCCCACCUCCUCGACGACUCGCUCCCUCUAGAACUCCAAUCCCUAGAUCGAUCAGAGCAACUAGCCCCAACAGCAGAACCACACCAUAAACAUCUCUCACCACAACCAACACCACCUGCAAUGCCCUCACCCCAACCAGAACCCCUCCCAAUUCGCAAGAACAUCUUCGACAAAGACGUCGACAUCGCCGAAUUGAGCCGCUUAGACGAAGCAGCAAGCAAAGGCAAACUACACUUCGGUCGCGUAGACCCAGACGAAACAGCCGACACAGUCCUAGCAGAUCGAAGCCGCCACGCUGCAAACAAAGCAGCUAUCCUUUCCGCAUUAGCAACAUUUGACUCAGACGACGACGAACGUGACGACACCUACGAUGCAGCCGAUGUAGGCGGCACCGUGGACGGCGUGACCGCCGGCACAGACGCUGAAGCCGACGCCGCUGCCCAAACUCGCCGUGCAGCAGACCUCGAUAUGACUCUCUUCCGAACAUACAAGUCCAACCCCGGCCUGUUCGCCCGAGACUCGGCUACCCGCCGCUCGCAGCCUCGUGCAUCGCUGAAACGCGAGACUGAAAUGACUGAUGAAGCUAUUGAAGGCUGGGCUGUUAUGCUCACGCGUGAUCCUAGGCGACUUGCUAAGCUCGAGGAUCGGCUGGCUAUGGAUGCUAGUGGAUCUGGCGGUGGCGGUGCUCUGAAUCAGCCUGAGUUGCGUUCUACUUCUUAUCGGAGGCCGCAGCCUCGUGAGGAUGGCGAGGAUGGCUCUGAUGGUGGUGAGUCUCCUGGUCAGCCUGGUUCGCGUGGUCGUGAUGGCGGAGGAAGAGGUGGAAGGGGGCGUGGAGGUGGAGGUCGUGGGCGUGGUGGACGUGGUGGUGGGCCUGCUCCGUCUGGGGAUCAGGCCCAGCCAGAUUCUGCUGCUUCGCGGCAGAGGAAAGAGGCCAAUAAAGGAAGUCGGGCAAACCAUAACCGUCGGCAGCAGCAUGCGAAGAAGAUGGCUCGUGGGGGUGGAAUGCCUGGUUAA